CUGGUGCGCUCUGCAGGCUCCACGCUCCCAUCCAGUCCUGCUCGCUCGCGCUCACACACAGACUCACUCUCUCAGCACCGCGGCGGCGGCGGCGGAGAAGUUUCCCGCGCAAACAACUGGCACGCGCGAGCAUCGCCUGUUGCUACAGCACAGAGGAGCGACACUGAAAACUUGAACUCUUAGAACCGUCCUCCAUCCUUGAGUUUCUCCUCCUCUCUCACACUCCUGGAUUCAAACAUGGAUUCCAACCUGGUGGAAAUACUUAAAGGAGACAAGUGCCUUUCCACAAACGACUGUGAGUUUAACUCUUCCCUACCUGGAGACCCUGAGCUCAGGAACCUGACCCCCAGCCCUGGCUGGAACCAAGAGUCCGAGCCCCUGUCCUUCCUCAGCCCAGCCAUCACAGCCGUCUACUCUGUGGUGUUUGUGGUUGGACUGGUGGGAAACUGUCUCGUCAUGUAUGUCAUUAUCAGAUACACCAAAAUGAAGACUGCGACCAACAUCUACAUCUUCAACUUGGCCUUGGCUGAUGCUCUGGUUACCACCACAAUGCCGUUUCAAAGUGCAGACUAUCUGCUGAACACCUGGCCAUUUGGUGAAGUUGUAUGCAAGGUCUUCAUCUCUAUCGACUACUACAACAUGUUCACCAGUAUUUUCACACUAACCAUGAUGAGUGUCGAUCGUUAUGUGGCCGUGUGUCAUCCAGUCAAAGCGCUGGACUUCCGUACUCCACUCAUGGCAAAAUGCAUUAACGUGGGUAUCUGGGUGCUCUCUUCAGCUGCGGGAGUGCCAGCCAUGGUGCUGGGAAGCACACAGACCAAUAAUGGCACCACAGAGUGUGCCCUGCAGUUCCCUGAACCGUACGAGUACUGGGACACCCUGAUGAAGAUCUGUGUCUUCGUCUUUGGUUUUGUCAUCCCUGUCCUCAUCAUCAGCGUCUGCUACUCCCUCAUGCUCCUGCGCCUCCGCAGUGUCCGCUUGCUUUCUGGUUCCAGAGAGAAAGACCGCAACCUUCGCCGCAUCACGCGCUUGGUGCUGGUGGUUGUGGCAGCUUUCAUCAUCUGCUGGACUCCCAUUCAUAUCUUCAUUUUGCUCAAAGCUAUAGUGUCCAUUCCUGAGACCACGGCCGUGAUGGCUGCAUACUUUCUCUGUGUUGCUCUUGGAUACACCAACAGCAGCCUCAACCCCAUUCUCUACGCAUUUCUGGACGAGAAUUUUAAGCGUUGCUUUAAGGACUUCUGCCUGCCGACGAGGGGAAGGGGGGAUAGGGGUCUGGUUGGGAACAGGGGAGGGAGGAGUGCGUGCAGGCAGCUCCCACAGGCUGCAGAGAGCCCCCCAAGGACAGCAAAGCCAGCAUGACUAGGCAUGGAACUGUCCUCCAUCACACAGACUGGGAAGGAGGACUCAAACACUCUUGGACUGACGCAGGUGUCGUCAGCCCUCUGACCACAGUGCAGCCGCCAGACGAUAUUGGUGUGACUGACUAGGAAAACCUUCCGUCUCUCAUGAGAAUUGUGCGAGACAUGUUACCUAACAUUAGAUUCAGACUAGUGUAAUGGUGACAGAAGGAGAUGAAGUCUGGUGAGAAUUCUAUCUGGGGCUGUCAGUAUUGGUUUCGCUUUUUUUGUAAACGUACUGCAUAUUUACAUGUCUUUUGUCACUGUUAUAUAAAAUCUGAAAACAUCAUUAUUUUUUGCUCCAUUUGAUAACAGAAGCUCCCUUUUUUACACUGUGUGAAAAAUUUCAUGAUUACAGACCACUAGAGCAAACUUGUGAAGAAUCAGGAGAUAAAAGAUUUUCGUAUGACAGUGACAAUGUAAAUCUCUGAUCUCACAACACAAUUAUAUUUCCUUAGAUAAUAAAUGAAAUCUCAAAUGUUUAUAAAUGAAAUCUCAAAUGGCAACAUAUUCAGAAUGUUUUAAAUCCUAUAUAAUGGAGUUUAAUUAUUUAUGUUUUAUUUUAUAUUUUUUUACCCACUUUUCCCAGCAAAAUCUUUUGAGUUUGUUGAUUUUCUUAGUCCAUCUUGCAUCUAGUCUGUUUUAAGAUGUACCCAGAGAUUUUAAUGAUGUCUAAGCCAGGAGAAUGCCAGGAGCAGUGAUUAAAAAAAAAUAUGGAUAGGUCUAGGCCUCUUCUGGCUGGUAACAGUAUGAUGUGAAGCUUUGUCCCCAUCCCCAUAUGUUUUAAUAACAAAACAUCUCUUUUAUCUACUCUAAACUCCUUUAAACAAAUCUUCAGCAUCUAAUUCCAGCAGUUAUAUCUUCCUAGGAUUUCCCUAUGUAUAUUUUGUCCCUUAAAAAAUAGAUUUUAAAGUUAUUCUGUUGUAUUGUAGAUAUAGUUUAAUAACACACUUGUCAGCACUUCAUUUCCAGUUCUACUUAGGAAUUAAGUGAUUCAUAGCCUUGGCUGGAAAAGACCACCUUCAGAACCUGUAUUGUGCACUUCUUAGCUGAGUUGUAGUGGAACUUACAUCAGCUGCACUUUUACUGUUAAAAACAAAAAAACACACAAAAAUGACCCUUACCAGACCUGGUGUAAAAAUCCACUAUGAGUAGGUGAGUCUGUCUCCACAUCUGGUCUCCACUGCUUGGGUGGCACAUUUGACAACAAAGUAGACAACAAAGAUAUGUUGGGCUUGGAACUACAAUGUCCAUUGUUUUACAGUCAUUUCAGCUUGUUAUUUUCCUGAUUGUUUGGUUACUUGUUGAUUUGCUUCCAGAAUUGAUUAUUAUUUAAUGAAAUCCAUUUUAUCAUCUACCUGUGAAGUGUAUUUUGGUGCCUCUAGAUGUCACACAAGCACAAAGCAGAAUACAUCCACUCCCAAGAUUAACGUGAUAGUGAAUUUUGUCAAAUAUACCAGAUCUACAGCCAACUGCUUAGAGAAGCACAUGGUUGUUGAGUUUUAGCACAAGGUUUAAUAUCAGCUGACAAUUGUUGAUCAACAAGUCAACUAAGCACUAAUAUGAGUUAUUUCAGCUCUGAGACUUGUCCAUAUUUUGUGUACUAUUCUGAGGUCUUCUUAAGUUCAAAACAAAAAAAUGAGCACAUAUUUUAUUGAAUAUUAUUUUCCAUUUGAUCCUUAUGGAUUCCGGAAUCUCUGUGGUUAAAUCACUUUUUUACACCAUUAAUUUCUUUUAAUUGUUUCUGCGUUGCUGUUUCUGGAGACCUUGACCUUGAGUUACCUCUAAACAUAUAAGUCAAUCCAGCCCUUUGGCUUCUCAUUUAUUUCCAUUCAGAGACUCACUGAAGCAUACGUGUAUCAUUAGGUGAUUUAUUGAUGUGGUUUGGGGGAAAGGGUUUUGCAUUCUGAACACCUAUACGUUUUACCCUUUACAUAUUUUCCAAUAAAUUGAUGAGUCUGGUGUAAGUUUCGUUUAAAGUGUUGAACUGUUAUAAUGUAUUUCUCAGGGAUUGUAAGUUGUUUUCUAAUCAACAUAAAUGCCUUUGUGUAUUGUCUUUCUGUUAGCUGUGGUGGAUUCUAUUGUUAAUUGAUUUUCUCCUAUAACUGUAACUCUUACUAUAAGGGUCGCCAAGUCGCUUUCAGAAUCCUGGCAAUCAUAUAAGUUGAAUGUCUUGUGUUUUGUUUGGGGUUUACUGAUGUACUCAUCGGCAUAUAUCUAUAAUCUCCCUUUUUACAUCUGUUUUUAAGCAGGAAUUUCUGUCUAUCAGUUUUCUGAUAUAUGAAGAAUUCAUUUGCAAAACAGAUAUGUGUUAUCCUUUAAACAUUCAUUUAUCUGUUUUUGUAAAUUAACUCUUCAUGUAUAACUGUAGGUGUAUUAGCAAUGUGUGUGUAUGUGGUUAUAUUGCAGUCCUGCACUGUUUCUGUCUUUCUGUAUUAUAUACAGAUAUAAGUGCACUUUAAAGGCCAGGAUCUAUGACCCCUCCAGCAUAGUUUUGCCGAUAACAGAAAGCACAACAUGCAUCAAAGCACAUACUGGACAUUAAUAUUUUUUAACAGUAAACUGGUAAUCACUGACCCCUGAUAAGCUCAUUAUUUUUCAAUACAAGUAAUUCUGUGAUUGGGUGACAGGUUUCAGAUUAUUGAGGCUCAGUUUGGGGUAGUAUUUAGAGCUGCUUAAUGUACAGGGUCCUGUAUAGUGUUUCUGGAAUAGGCGCAUAUAAGUUAAAUAUGUGUAUCCUUGAUUAACUAACAUAGGAAAUCAAUGUUUAUGGUUUAAGACCUAUUUUUGAAAAAGAGAUAUAUGGGUCAAUGACCAUUUAAAGAUUUUACGUAGUUCAUGUAAAGGUUAAUUCCCCAUCUAAAGAUUUUUCAAAGUCUCUUUUACAACCCUAAAUCAUAAGAAGCAAAUAAAAAAAAUGGUUUUAAAAAAAAUCUUAUUCAAUUGCAGAUAGUAUUAACCCAAGAUAUUUCAAAUUUCAUUUGUUAAUAUACAUCCAUUUUUGCAUUUCUGUCGAGCAACAUGUUCCAAAAGACAAAUGUAAAAGACAGUGUAACAUUUACUACUUUGUAAUGUAGCCCUUUCUUAUCAUAGAACUUAAAAUAUAUUUUAGGAGCAAGGAUACUAAGAGAGAAAGUGUUUCAGGAGUUCUUUGUCCCAUUCUUCUGUAAGAUAUGAAACAAUAUGCGGUGUUUAUAGCACUUUUCAUUUUAAAAUUCUUCACACAUUGUUUAUUGUGGGUGGGUCAGGAUUGCUGGCUGGACAGUCUGGUUCUGUGUUUAUUAUAGAUCACACAGCAACUUCUUCCAAAAUACUGAUUCUUUUGACAAAUAUAUGUUUCCACUGUGUGAUGGUCAAUCAGAUAUGCCAAAAGUGUCAAAAAUAUUAACACAAAUUAAAAAAUAUUAAGUAGAAGUAUAGAUACCAGGGUUUAAUUUAAAAAGGGUAUUAACCAAACUAAAAGUGUAAAAGUACUGGUUUCAUAAAAGUAAAAGUAAUGUAAGGAGAAAAAACAUCCAUUAAGGAGAAAAGCUUAGGCUGCCCCACAUGAGCCUGUAGUGCACUAGUAGCCUUCCCAAUGCACAUUUUUCUAAAAGUCAUAAUGACAAUAAUGUUAUAUUUUAAAUGUUAAUACUGAUAUAUUUGAGAUGCACUAGGCUGCCUGUUUCAGCUACAUAUAUGCAAAAUGGCAGCAAUUCCAUAUUUUGGUGCUUGACAAAGGUUUGCUUAAGUAAUCGUAUUGCCUAUGUCAUUUAAUCAACAUAACAGCCAUUAUAAUUACAGAUAUUAAUUGUUGGAAAUCACUUUUUUUUUGCUUCUCGUCCAACUUUUUUUUGGAAUUUAUCGCUAGUAAAAAUGCAUGGUCUAAAAGUUACCAGACAUAAAAUAUCAAACAUGAAAUAUCUUGGAUUUAUUCUGUCUUUAAUGAAACAUAAAUGUAAGGAACUCUGCAUUUUAAUUUGCAUUUUCCAUACUGUCUCAACUCCUCUAUGGGUUCCUCUAUGGAAUCACUCAAAAUGAACCCUUGAUUUUUUUAAAAGAUGGACUCCAAGCUUGAUGGUUUAUAUAUGAUAACCAGUAAGAGAAAGGUCUGAUUUGUGAUGUCAUAAAUGUCAGUAAAUUUAAAUAUAACUACCUAUUCAGCAAACGCAAUGGCAUUCACAGUAAAAUCUCUUUUUAAUCAGGACAGCCAAUGUACAGGCAAAUCAGAAUGGAUGCCAUGUUUUCUAUAAAGACACAGUGAGAAAUAAUGCCUAAAAUAGAGGUAACAUCAUAAAAUACAAAAACAUAUAAUAAAAAUAUAAUAUAAAAAAAUCCUAUAAAAUAUAUGUUUUAAUAUGAUAUUUGUUAUAUUAUAUUUAUAUUUUAUCUUAUAUUAUAUUUUAUUACAUAAACCUAUACAAAUGUUGUAAAUGGACAUCAUGGGGAAAAUAUAAAGAAAAAAUGUAUAGUAUUAUGUGCAAUUUAAACUUCCAUACAGUGCAAACCAGUUUUAACAAUUAUGUCAUUACCUUAAUUAUCAUCCAUUAAAUAAUUAUCACAUAAUCCACAUAAUUAUCAGAAUUAUCACGGUUAGCUUAAAGCUAUUUUUGGCCUGAUGCUGGAGGGUGAGAGUGAGAAAUGAGUCAGACGGGCUUGUGUGUGGAUUUACUGCUUGUGGUUAAGAGCAUGUGUGUGUGUGUUGAUGGACGGGUCCACACUGGAGAAAGGAGCAAGCCGGCAUCAUCUGUGAUUGUUUUUGUAAAUCCUGACCUGAAUGUUUUCAAAUUUGGCAGAGGGCUUAAUCUCGACAUGCUGGAAAUCUCCGGGUCGAGCAACAUUACAUAAUGUCACAGAACGUGUGACAUCACUGAAAUUAGAAAGUAGAUUACAAGCUGCGGAUUAGCGGACAGUGACUUCAUUUGCGUUGUUUUGUCUUCGUACUGCAGCAGAUUGGAUUUUGACUGUGAGGUCAAGAGGGGAAUUCCAUCGAGUUUUCAAAAUUGCUGUGUAAUUCAGUUGUUGAGAUUUGAGACGGUCGUUUGUGUGAUUUGAUGGAGCACUGCAGAGAAACUUACUGACUGAUAUUUUUACAGUAGUGAUAAUGGCAAAUAGAAGACAAAAUGUCUACGGUAAAAAAACCUUAUAUCUUAAAAAAUGCAUAAGAAAUCUCUUGAAAAAUAAAUGCGUAGUUUUGACAAUGUAAAAAUAACUGCAGACUGAAAUUUUGCAUGACAUCAGCUAUGUUUUAUUACAAAACCAUAAAAUCAUUGUAAAAUAAUAUAUUGGGAACAGUUAUUUCUUUACCUCAAACCACUCAAAAUAAAAUAAUGCAUACAUUUAGAAAAAAAUAUGGAAUUCUUUUUUUAUGAGAAUAAUUUAUUUUGAGUGUAUUUAAUUUAAUUUAACGAUAACUGAGGUUCUAAACUUUGUGACCGUAUAUUUAUUAUUUCACUGUUUCAAUCCAAUGUGCUGCAGUUCUCAAAACAACAGUGUGAAAACAACAGUGUAUCCAAAUAAUUCUCAAUGCAUUUUUCACUGUAUAUUAUUAUUGUCUGCAUUCCUGUGAAUAGCAUAUACAGCACAAAAACAUAUUUAUUGUACUUCCAGCAUGUAAAUAACAGUGUAUUAUUUGUUCUCUGCUGGGCAUUAUGAUUAUUGUAGUGUACUUGUAUUUUCUUUUCUUUCUUGUGCUCGGUCGGAAUGUGUUAAUAUGCUUUAUGUGACAUUGAAGUCCAUUUGAGACUGAAUACAUCAUUACCAGCUGAUUUGUAUUUCAGCUCCUGCUUAAACUACAAUCUGAAUGAGCCCUUGUGCUGUUCUAACAUGAAUGUAUUAGCAGCAGGUUGUUUAUUUAAGUAGGCUGUUUACAUUUAUUAACAUUUAUUUUUGUACUAUAAGAUAACCACAGUUUAGCAGCUGAAAAUUCCAAUAUUGAAUUGUAUCCUUGUAUAAUUCUAUCAGAUACUUUGAGUUUUAUCAGCAAGGUAUUUCUCUAGAUAUUUCUAAUGCAAACUGAAUUAAGUAAAGUCAAACUAGCCAAAAUAUUGUUUUUAAUCAUUUCUAAAUUGUAGAUUAAUAUUGAAGACAUUUUUAUUUAUAGUUUUGAGUUUAUCAUCAUCUUUAUUAAUCUACAAUUUAAAAACUAAAUUGAAUGACAAUUUGUCCAAUGUCCAGAUAUAGCUGGUACAUUUAAAUGACUGGUAUAUGUAUAAAUAAACAGAUAAAACUGGCCACGCAAAAGGUAAUUUUUCUUUUUAUAAUCUCUAGCCUUAAUGUAAAUGAUUCUAUAAAUAUCUGUUUUCUUUCAGUUAUUGCUUGUGCUUUUCAGGCCUUAUAUCUCCUUUAUUUGUAAUGAGAGAAUUUAUUUAUGCUACAAUAAGAAGCAACAUUACAAUUAGAAAUAUAUUUGUCUUUUUGUAAUGUAUCUUUUUUGUUGGGAUAUAUAUGUGCAUUUUGUGUGUAAUGCAUAGUGUAACGGGGGGAUGACAAGGAAAUUAAUAUGUGUGAGUGUGUGUGUUCUCACACUAACAUACAGCGUUGGUGUAUCUGUGCUGUAAAAAGACAUUGUUUCUAUUACUGACAAGAUCGGCUGUCUAACAUUCAUUUCUGCAGUUAAAAAUGCUGUUGCAUGAAAUUAACUCUUGUCCUUGUGUAAAACGAUCUGCCUGAGAAUCUCCUACCUGAAAAUAAAAGUAAAUAACCACUA
Astyanax mexicanus (Mexican tetra) is the source of this 8085-nucleotide messenger RNA. Its product is annotated as delta-type opioid receptor-like. Gene Ontology annotation, cellular component: neuron projection; membrane. Gene Ontology annotation, biological process: sensory perception of pain; neuropeptide signaling pathway; G protein-coupled opioid receptor signaling pathway. The transcript is spliced from 4 exons. Lineage: Eukaryota; Metazoa; Chordata; Actinopteri; Characiformes; Acestrorhamphidae. The record is from RefSeq and is a predicted model, not a curated record. The coding region runs from base 238 to 1359 and encodes 373 amino acids. Gene Ontology annotation, molecular function: neuropeptide binding; dynorphin receptor activity.